CUAAAAGCCCACUCGGCCGCCAACUCGACGACGAGCCAUUUCGACGCGCUCACUCGGCCGCCAACUUCACCGACGGUGAAAGCCACUGCCGCCAGGAUAUUUUGCUGCAUUCCGCCGCUCCUGGAUGGCUGGAUCGAUGGGGUUCCGGAUCCAUGUCGGGCGACCACGCCUCCGGAUACUGUGGCCUCGUUCGGGCUCCUCGGUUCCUCGGGGGUCCCCGUCCGGUCGAGCUCUUCCUGCCCAGAAUCCUGUCUGCGGAAGGACGGGGUCGGCGCGCGACGCUGUGGAGAUCAGCUCCGACGAGGAGGACUCUCGCCCCACUCCCGUGGCAAGGAAGUUGCCUUGCGAUGAUGCUGAGUCGAAGAAGGGCGAGUCGGACGGCGCCGGUGUUGCCACGGAUGACGACGACUGCGUGGUUCUAGACGGCGACCCUGAUGGGGCGGUUGCCGCUGUGGAACAGAAGGGGGCUGCGGGGAACGAUGCCAGCUCCGAUGAACUGCAGAUAGUUGCAGAGAAAGGGCAGGUAGCAUGCAGAGAUUUCCCUCACUCGCGCCAUUUAUGUUCUAACUUGCCCUUCGGCACUACUUCUCAUGAGAAACAUUGUACCAUGUGCUACUGUUUUGUAUGUGAUGUCCAUGCUCCGUGCGAUUAUUGGGGUAAAGGUCUCUCCAUUGAUGAUCAUUGUCAUGCUACUGAUAAGGAAACUAAGUGGAAAACACUGAGGCUUGCGUUCAAGUGCAAAGGGCUUCCAGCAUCUCAUCCAGAAAAGGAAAAUACCGUAUACCCAGCAAUGGCGUCAGUCGGCCGCUUUUCUCUUGGCAAUCGGAGUCCUCUUCAAAAUGUUGUGAACCAAAACAGGCAAAUACAUGCUUCAGUUAGAACCGCGCCGAAUGUAGCCCCAACUGUCAGUGCACGAAGAGCAUUCCCUGUGACAAGAGCUGAAGGUAGCACAAGCAAUGCCCACACUUCUCAAGUUACUUAUCCUGUAGCGACAACUGUCAGUGCACCAAGAGCAAUCCCUGCGACGAGAGCUGAAGGUAGCACAAGCAAUGCUCACACUUCUCAAGCUUCUCACGCUGUAGCUCCAACCGUUGGUGCACCAAGAGCGUACCAUGCACCAAGAGCUGAAGGUAGUACAAGCAAUGCUCACAAUUCUCAAGUUACUUAUCCUGUAGCUCCAACUGUUAGUGUACCAAGGCCACACCUUGCGGCAAGAUCUGGAAGAGGUUCAAACAACGCUCACACUUCUCAAGUUACUUAUCCUGUAGCUGUAGCUGUAGCUCCAACUGUCAGUGCACCAAGACCACAGCCUGUGGCAAGAACUGGAAGAGGUUUAAACAACGCUCAAAAUGCACAAAUUACUCACCCUGUACAGCCAACUGUCAGUGCACCAAGAGCUUACCCUGCGGCAAUAGCUGAAAGAGGCAAUGCUCAAACCGCUCAACUUACUUACCCGGCCACUGCCAGCCACCACCUGCCGGAGCCAGAGCCGGACCAGUAUGAAGAGUACUGGGAGGACACACCAGAGGAAUAUGCGUCAGAGGGGUCCACGGUGUAUGUCGGAAACCUACCCUACCACAUUGACGAAGAGUCCCUCGCACUGAACUUCGAGCAUGCCGGAGUCGUCGUGUUCUCUGAGGUCAUUUACGAUGACAAAACAGGCCAGAGCCGUGGAUUUGGGUAUGUCACCAUGAGUACUGUUCAGGAGGCUGAGAAGGCUGUUAGAAUGUACCAUGGAUACGCGAUAUAUGGCAGUGUCAGACCUCUGACGGUAUAUAUCACAGCUCCCCGUCAAUCCGGGUCUCCGUUCGAAAUCUUCGUGUGCAAUCUGCCGUGGCAAGUGGACGACUCGUGGUUGGAGAAGCUGUUCAGCGCGCACGGCGAAGUGGUUGAUGCUAGAGUAGUCUACUAUGAGCGCAGAGGAGGGACCAGGCGUUCAAGGGGUUUUGGUUUUGUCACAAUGGCGACGGAGGAGCAAUUGUACUACGCGAUCAAUUCUCUAAACAAGCAGGUUCUGGAGGGACGUACCCUGCGAGUGAAGGUUUCGAGGGAGAGUCCACAACAAGGCUAUUGAAGAUGUGGCACGGCUGAUACAGGAACUACAGUGACAUGCCUUGUGCAAUGGUACAGGAAAGUGAACUGCAUGAAUUUUUCGUAUUGUUCAUCUAGGAAGUUUUAUAAGAACUCCGCAGGUGAGGUGUUUGCACAGAGAAGUGCCCAAGAGAAAACUUCCAUGAGAUUGAGACCUUAUGUUUGUUCUCCAAAACUUCCAUGAGAUUGAGACCGCAGAUGUAAAAGAAAUUCAGAGGUUUCAAAUCG
This is a messenger RNA of Triticum dicoccoides, 2319 nucleotides long. RefSeq lists its product as uncharacterized. The transcript is spliced from 6 exons. NCBI's taxonomy places the organism in Eukaryota, Viridiplantae, Streptophyta, Magnoliopsida, Poales, Poaceae. The coding region runs from base 125 to 2074 and encodes 649 amino acids. The record is from RefSeq and is a predicted model, not a curated record. Gene Ontology annotation, molecular function: RNA binding.